Truncatella angustata is the source of this 333-nucleotide messenger RNA. Its product is annotated as 50S ribosomal protein L30e-like protein. Gene Ontology annotation, cellular component: cytosolic large ribosomal subunit. The transcript has 3 exons. The coding region runs from base 1 to 333 and encodes 110 amino acids. Gene Ontology annotation, molecular function: RNA binding; structural constituent of ribosome. The record is from RefSeq and is a predicted model, not a curated record. NCBI's taxonomy places the organism in Eukaryota, Fungi, Ascomycota, Sordariomycetes, Amphisphaeriales, Sporocadaceae.
AUGGCCAUCAAGAAGAACAAGAAGGACCAGAACUCCCUCUCCUCGCGCCUCGCGCUUGUGAUCAAGAGUGGAAAGGUCACUCUGGGAUACAAGUCUACUCUCAAGACCCUCCGUUCCGGCAAGGCCAAGCUUGUCAUCAUUGCUGGCAACACUCCUCCUCUCCGCAAGUCUGAGCUCGAGUACAUCAGCAUGUUGAGCAAGACUCCUGUGCACCAUUUCGCCGGCAACAACAUCGAGCUCGGUACCGCCUGCGGUAAGCUCUUCCGCUGCUCCACCAUGGCCAUCCUGGACGCUGGUGACUCCGACAUCCUGGCCGACCAGCAGCAGCAGUAA